CGCCCGCCCCCAGCUCCUCUGGCCCCUGGGUCCCAGGGCCGAGGCGGGCGGGCGGGCUGGGCCGCAGCAUGUCGCUCGGAGCGGGGCUCGUCCGCACCACGUGCAGCAGUGGCGGCGGCGCGCCCGGAUCUGGGCCGCAGACCUCGGAGGGGUUGCUGGACCCCGUGUACCCCCGCACGCAGGGGGCCACGCUGAAGGUGGCGCAGAUGGUCACUCUGCUGAUUGCCUUCAUCUGCGUGCGGAGCUCUGCAUGGACUGACUACAGUGCCUACAGCUACUUUGAAGUCGUCACCAUAUGCGACUUGAUCAUGAUCCUGGCCUUCUACCUGGUGCACCUCUUCCGUUUCUACCGCGUGCUCACCUGCAUCAGCUGGCCCCUGUCGGAACUUCUGCACUAUGUAAUCGGUACCCUGCUUCUCCUCAUUGCCUCCAUCGUGGCAGCCUCCAAGAGUUACAACCAGAGUGGACUGGUAGCUGGAGCGGUCUUCGGGUUCCUGGCCACUUUUCUGUGCCUAGCGAGCCUGUGGCUGUCCUAUAAGAUCUCAUGUGGAACACAGUCCACAGAUGCAUCUGCCUGAUGGGGCAGCCCCCAGGCCCCUGGACAACCUGUGGGUACAAGACCUGCCACACAGGCGCACACCAGGCAUGGCUUCUGGACUGUUCCUACACCAAGUCCUGCACAGGCUGGUGGGUGCCAAGAAGACCCCCACCUCUCACUUGACCAACGUGCAGGUCUAAGGAGCAUCUUCCUUGAAGAACACUCCCUUUGGGGGACCUCCCCCCUUCCUGCUCUUAGUGGCACCUCAGGUACUGAUGACCCUACUAAGCACAACCGAGGAGUUACUGCAUUGGGCAGAAAGAACCUCAGCUCCUCCUUGGUGCUCCCAAAAGCAGCCACCCCCAUUUUCCCAACUUGUCAUCUGGUCCUCUGACCAGGGGACAUGCAGGAUGCCCGUGUGAUCAGCCUGCUGUCCCCUCCUUCCUGGUCCACCUUUGUCACCAUUGUGUUUGUGUGUGCAUGUGUUUACAUGUGUGUGCACACGUGUAUACACACGCAUGUGUGGCUUUUAAUAAAACGUUGUCCAAUUA
Messenger RNA from Perognathus longimembris pacificus (Pacific pocket mouse), 1089 nucleotides. It is a transcript of the gene Cmtm7, whose product is annotated as CKLF like MARVEL transmembrane domain containing 7. Gene Ontology annotation, cellular component: membrane. The record is from RefSeq and is a predicted model, not a curated record. The transcript has 5 exons. The coding region runs from base 69 to 578 and encodes 169 amino acids. Lineage: Eukaryota; Metazoa; Chordata; Mammalia; Rodentia; Heteromyidae.